Strongylus vulgaris is the source of this 465-nucleotide messenger RNA. NCBI's taxonomy places the organism in Eukaryota, Metazoa, Nematoda, Chromadorea, Rhabditida, Strongylidae. The record is from the annotation of a GenBank genome assembly.
AUGGACUUGCACGGCGCGUUGUCGGCGCUGAUUCGACAACCAACCGGCUUGCCAGCCGCAUUUCCUCUGUCCUCGUUCUUACCACAUCCGAUGAUGACGUCGUUACCCUUCUCAUUUGGAAACGCCAUGGUAGAUCAGCUCUCAUUGGGAAUCACGCCAGCCGAGCCACAGGCUGCUAGCACGCCAAAAAAGGCUCGCCUUGACUCACCAUGCAGUCCAAUGUCACAGAGCAGUACGGUAUCAUCUACUCAGCUCUCCAGCCCUCAACCAUCUCCAACUCGAAAAAUUGCUCGACCUAUACCCGAAGAGAAGAAGGAUGAUGCCUACUAUGAGAGAAGACGACGAAACAACGAUGCAGCGAAACGAUCACGAGAUGCAAGACGAAUGAAAGAAGAAGCAGUGGCAGCUAGAGCUGCACAAUUAGAAAAAGAAAAUGGACAUUUACGUGGACAGGUAAGAGCCUAA